Molecule: messenger RNA, 939 nt
Organism: Moneuplotes crassus
Lineage: Eukaryota; Ciliophora; Spirotrichea; Euplotida; Euplotidae
Source: the annotation of a GenBank genome assembly
AUGAAAACUUUAGUCCUAAUAUCCUUAAUCUCAGCAUUAGGGUUCCUCUGCGUGGCUUUAACCUCCAGUCCAGCGCCAGAAGAUGCUGAAUUUGAAGAUUUUAUUGCCAAGUAUGGGGUGAACUAUGCGACAGAUACAGAACUGGAUUUUAGAAGAGCUAUCUUCAAACAAAACAUGGUCAGAGCCAAACAACUUGAUGAGUUAAAUCCUUACGCUAAAUUUGGAAUAACUAUUUUCUCUGAUAGAACAAGAGAGGAGAUGAAGCAAAGGAUGGGAGCUAUAGAUUUCAGAACUGAUGAAACUCAUGCAAAAGUAUUUGAACUGACAGCCAAACCUACCAGUUCUAUUGAUUGGAAGAAGUAUAUGAAGCCUAUUCAGGAUCAAGGAACAAGCUGAGGAUCUUGUUGGGCUUUCUCUGCAAUAGCUUCUUUGGAAGGAAGAUACCAAAAGAAAUAUGGAAAAAUAGAGAAAUUAUCAGAGCAACAAGCUCUUGAUUGUACUAGUAAAAGUUAUGGAUGCAAUGGAGGAUGGUAUGAUGAUUUUUGGAAAUACGCUGAAAAGAAUCCGAUCUGUGAUGCUUCUGAUUACAAAUAUGUCCAUCGUAAGGGGGCUUGUAAAACAUGUUAUGGGAGUAUCACAACCGAAGGCUCUACCUUAAUCAGGAACAAUGAAGAAGCAAUGUACGCAGCAUUAAAAGAUGGGCCUAUAUCUAUUGCAGUUGAUGGAGAAGAUUGGCCAUACUAUCAAAGUGGAGUCAUAACUAAUUGUGGAACACAUAUGGAUCAUUCAGCUGUCAUUGUAGGGUAUCAAAAGAAAGAAGAUGCUUGGGUUGUCAGGAACUCUUGGGGUAAAGCAUUUGGAGAAGACGGUCAUAUUAGACUCAAGUAUGGACAAAACACAUGUUUGGUAACAUACAAACCUGCUUUCCCAGAUGUCUAA